This is a messenger RNA of Acanthochromis polyacanthus (spiny chromis), 4893 nucleotides long. RefSeq names its product family with sequence similarity 234 member B (gene fam234b). The transcript has 13 exons. The coding region runs from base 111 to 2180 and encodes 689 amino acids. The record is from RefSeq and is a predicted model, not a curated record. NCBI's taxonomy places the organism in Eukaryota, Metazoa, Chordata, Actinopteri, Pomacentridae.
CUACAACUCCCAGGGUGCAGCGCGGCAGAUCCAAUCUGCAGGGUCGGAGGCUCUGAGCUGCACAUCACCGUUGCCUCACGUCGCUGUCUGGCGGAUCGGUUGGAGGAGAAAUGGCUGCAGCUCUGUCCCGAGCCCUCAAACUGCCCGGGAAGAAGGGCUCAGAGCUCGGCGAGUACGACCCUCUCACCCAAGCGGACAGCGAGGACGAGAGCGAAGAGGAUGACCUGGUCCUCAACUACCCCCGGAACGGCCUGGGCAGGGACGGCUGCCUGGGCUCGGGCUCCUCCAUGCUGCGGGGCGGGAGAUCCGGACGGCUGGUGGGAGCCCCGGACGAGGCGCAGGAGGACGAGGAGGAAGAGGAGGACGAGUGGAGGGAGCAUCUGCCCAGCAAGUCCAGGCAGGACAGGGAGGACAUGAAGGGCAUCCAGUACUGGAGCCACGGAGACUCAGGAAAGGAGAGGAUGGGGGAGGACAGGCGGGGGUCGGGGAGUUUGGGGGGCGCCGGGCUGGGGGUUCACAGCGCCGAGGCGGAGGAGAAGAGGAUGAGGGUGAAGAACGCCGUCCGAAGUGCGUUUUUCCUGGUGCCUCUGGUGUGUGCCAUGCUGCUGGUGCUGCUGUGUGCCUUCCUGAUCCCCUGCCAGAAAGGGGAACUGGGGAAGACGCCGCAGUGGGAGAAAGCGCUGGGAGAAGCAGGAGGCGUCACUCCACCCGCACUGGCUUUGUGGGAUGUGGACGGGGAUUCGGUGGAGGAUGUGUUUCUGGGUGUUACCGGGUGGGCCAACGAUACCCACACCACACAAGGGAACAAAAUUUACAGUGCGGUGGCUGUGUCUGCCGCCAGCGGUCAGGUGCUGUGGAGGAAAGUCAUGCGGGAGUCUGUGAUGUGCAUCCAGUGUGGUCUGCAGUUCACCACCCAACCCUCACCGGUGUGUCUCCUCAUCGGAAAAUCCAUCAUCAUGGCUGUCAACGGCACCACAGGGGAGAAGUUGUGGCCCGUCAUGCUGAAGAACAUUGAAUCUCAGGCGGUGUUGCUUCCAGACCUCCAGGGCGACUCGGUCCCAGAUCUGCUCAUUGCCACCCUGCCUGCAGAUGAGGCUUUGGAUCUCUCCCUGACGCUGAUCUCAGGACGGACGGGUGCGAUGCUCGGACGUCCCGUGCCGUUUAACCUCACAGGACAAGGAAAGCUGAUUGGUCCUUUGCUGCACGAGACGCAACAAGGGGCGUACUACAUCCUCUUUGGACUAGGUAAUGUCGAGGCCAUCUCUCUGCGAGACAUCUACAUUCAAGCCACUUCCAAAAUGCCCAUAACCCAGGCACUUAGAAAGAAGGAUCAGGGAUGGGAAGGACUCAAGAAAACCAAUUUAUCCUCCUUCAUUCACAUUUACAGAGGAUCUGAGCGUGUGGAGUUCCUGCUCCCUCUUGUGGCUGGUUUUGGCAACAACCACAACAACCUGGACACAGUUUCGAACCUGAACGCCAGCAGAAGCGACUGGGUGUUGGUGUACGGAUUCAGCAAGCUGUCAGUUCUCAGACAGAGGGACUUAAGAAAAGAAUGGACUUUCAACUCAGCUCCCAUCCACAGCCAACCGACCCUGGGACACUUCAAUGAUGACGGAAUCCUUGAUCUUUUCAUUCAGCAUUCAGCAAACGGUACCAUGAAGACGCAAAUCAUCGAUGGAGCAAACAGGGACGUUCUCUGGACGUCAGAGUUUGUGUGUCCUCGUCUCGUUUUGGAAGCGUCUGCAAUCUCCACCUCAACCGGCCAAUCAGCGUUCCUAUUCUGGGCCGGUGAGCCAAUCAAAGCACAGAGAAAUGUUACCAAGACAACGGUGACACAGGGUGUAGCUGCACCAGAGCCGCUCAUCAGAAAACUUUUCCUGCUGCAUCCUGCAUAUCCCUUAAUCCUGCUGGAGCUCACCAGUACCACAGACACUACAGUCACAUCUGCAGUGAGCUACCAGGAGCAUCAGAAAGACGCCUCCUACAUCACCUUGUCCUCUAGACCAACGCCUGACUCUGAGCCCGGCGCUCGGAUAGUCAAGAGCAUGAGCCUCAGAGCUGCUAUCACCAAAGGCCAGAUUGUCAGACUAGGAGAAACCAAUAAGAACGGAGGACCCGUUAAACCGAGCGCCUUCGAGAUCAACAAGUUCUUCCGGCGUCUGACCUUCAAACGUCAGUGAUGAACCGACCCUGCACCCUGCUAGAAGCGGUACAACUUAAAGGACUGUGUGAGGAUGAAAGGGACAGAAGUUGUGGAUCGUUCUGCACUUGAAUUCAUUCAAAGCUGUUUACAUCUCGUUAAGUAGAAUUUCACUUGAGCAAGAUAUUUGUAUUGUUUUGGUUUACAUUAUGUUGCUUAUUUAAAUUAUUUAACUUGCAUUUAGGAAGCCUGUAAUAUUUACUGAAUGUUUAUAAUGGACAUGAUGACUGGGGAGUAACUUUCAACUGGAAUUUAUUACCAACAGUGAAGCACAAUAAUGUGAUGAAAGAAUUAUGUAAAUGCAUGCACAGUAUGGAUCACUCGUAUGACACUUCCAAGGCCAGUAUUUUCCUGUGCUGUCGUUCCCUGGUCACAUGCAUUUCCCUGUCUAAAACCACUAAUAGUAUUUCUACUGCUCAUUACCACAAUAUGUAGUAUAUAGGGAGUCUGUAAAUAUUUAAUGCUGUACAGUAUUUAUUGGUUUGCUUUCUGGUUUAGUUUUUUCAUGUUUGAAAGCUUGACUGGAAUUUUAAUGUACAGUAAAGUCCAGAAUUAUUCAUCCCCAUGCCAAUUUUUAAUUUAUAGUGAUUUUUUUAAAAUUCGACUAAUAGGGUUAUUGUGGCUUCCUCUGGUUUUUGUGUCAUACAUUUUAACUAUUUCUAUGGUCUUUUUCAGUUUGAUGAUUUUUACUCUUUACCCAGCGUUCAGUGUCAACGCCUUUAUUCACACAACAUCAGUUUUAUUUGAUCGAUAGGUAUUUUUCUGGCUGUAAAUGACAUAAACCAGUGACAAAAGACAGAAAUCCCUUGUGUUACAGAUGUUAAUGAUACAUUUGAACAAUUUUAUGCUUAAGCAAUAGACUUUUUUUUAAAGAAUAUGCAGCUUCUAUCACAUUCUAAAUAGUUCUGGUAACUUCAACUAUGUCCUCGAUUUUUCAGUCAGCUCAUGCAGUAGUUCUCUAGUUAGUUGCUAGUCAAUCGCAAGUCAUGGCUAAAACCAAUGAGCAAAGUGAGCUGGUUAUUAUAGCUGCACAUUGUUGCCGCCAACAUGACAGAGAGAAGCUCUGAAGUCAGUCAAAAUUAGCAUCAGAAAGAACAAGGAGAGCCAUACUGAGAGAUCUCAAAGAUUUUAGUUGGAAGCUAAAAGUGUCCCAAACAGAAUCCAAGAAUCAGCACCAAGAACAUCCUGAAGAAUCUGAGCAACUGUGUGAACGAUAUCUCAGUUAGACACUACAGCAGAUUCUGAACAAGCAGCGAAAGAAGACCCGACUUCUCCAAGACUGACAUGUAAAACUCAAUUGGACAAAGUCAGAACACUCCUGAAUGUUGUUGUCUACAAGCCCUCUGAGCAUGGAAAUGAGAUGGACAAAGGUGUUGAUGGUUUGUGUGGGUCGUGGCCAUUAACUGCCCAUUAACUGGGGUUGGAUCAGAGAGGAAGAUGGCAACCCUAAGCCAAUCCUCAAUGGCCCUGGUGACAAAUAUGAGGUCGAGCACCCCAAACAAGACCAUUUUGACCAUUAAUGAGCUGAGCAUCCAUGAUGGCAUCGAAUGCUACACCUGCACUGGAAUCAAUGAACUUGAAGAUCCACCAGGCGAUCCAUAGUUGUCUGGCUUCUCUCUGGCCCUUCCUCAGCGAGAACUCCAUCAAUAUGGUGGUUGGAACGUAAUGCUUGAGGCCGUUUUUUAAGCCGACGAGCCAGACAACCUCAAUAAAGUAAACAGCAUCAUGAGGAAAGAGGCCGAUAUUAAGGUUCUGCAGAAAAACGUGUUCUUAGGCAGCAUUGGACUUUCCAACAAGACAAUAAUCUGAAACAUACAGCCAAAGCAGUGAAGCUGCGGUGAACAGAAAAGAGUUCCAGACCUGAACAUAUUGAGAAGCUAAGACCAGAGCAAUGGAGGAAAGACUUUAAAGACCUGGAGGUCAUCGCAAAGAGGAAUGGAACAAAAUUUCAGUGUAGAAAGAUAGUUGGUAAUUAUAAGAACUGUUGGAUUUAUAUAGUGCUGACACUGAAUACCGCGAAUGAGUAUGAAUCAUCUUAGACAGGGCAUGUUUAAUCAAAAUAAAAUACAAAAAAAGCCAUAUACGCUACAGGCCAAACAUCUGAAAGCAAAGUUUCUGUUCGCAGUGUCUUCCUUAAAAUCCAGUAUGAAUUCUAUGGACUUUGAGAUGUAUUUACUGCAUGAUCAGGCUUUGCUUUCUUCAAUUUACCAUUGAAGUUACCAAACAAUUACUGAAUAAAUGUUAACAAAAGAAAAGAAGGGCUUAGCUUUGGGGUUGACAAGAGUCACAACUUCAGUGCAAAAGUAAAAAACAAAUCAUAGUUUGCAUUAUUCACUUUAGCUCUUUGGCUUUUGGGAGUUUGAAUAGAAAAAUCCCAAUAAAUCUCAUGUGUGUCCAUAUCUGUAUACCAACCACAUGUAAUAAUCGUGUUUAUUACUAAUGAAACUGUGAUUUUUCAUGUACAAAUUUGAUUUUGCUUCCAAACUUUUGGCCUGUAGUGUAAAAUAUAGCAUAAAACCAAUGACACAAAGAGCAGGAAAGUCCACAAAUUCACUCUAAAUCAAAAGAUGACAUAAGGAUGAAUAAUUUAACUGCAUAUAAUCAACCACUUUCUCAGAACAUGUGGCUGCUAAAGGUUCUGGCAUUUCAAUGUAAGCUGCAACUCCUCAAGAGAAAGUAAACUGCAACGUGUC